Messenger RNA from Ipomoea triloba (trilobed morning glory), 2823 nucleotides. Its product is annotated as G-type lectin S-receptor-like serine/threonine-protein kinase B120. Gene Ontology annotation, molecular function: ATP binding; protein serine/threonine kinase activity. Bases 130 to 2658 code for a protein of 842 amino acids. Gene Ontology annotation, biological process: recognition of pollen; protein phosphorylation. NCBI's taxonomy places the organism in Eukaryota, Viridiplantae, Streptophyta, Magnoliopsida, Solanales, Convolvulaceae. The record is from RefSeq and is a predicted model, not a curated record. The transcript has 7 exons.
AUGAGUUUUGUUAUCCAGUCGGACAAAACGUGUUUAAGUGUGAAAUAGAUCAUAGCACUCAUUAAAUAUUGUUUCACAAUACCCAGAUUGGAGCUCGACCAACACCCAUUCUUUUCCUUCUCGGCUAUCAUGGGAAGGUUUCUUCUACUUUUCCUUGUUUUGUUAUCUUUUCUGUGUUUUUUCUGCAAUCUCGGAAAGAGCACAGACAUUCUAAGUCCCGGCGAUGUUAUUACUCCAAACGGGACUUUAUUAGUUUCCUCCAAUGGGAACUUCGCUUUAGGAUUUUUCCGUCCCGGAAACUCAUCUUCUUUGUUUCUGGGAAUAUGGUACAACAACCUCAAAGACAGUGUGAUUUGGGUGGCCAACAAAGAUUCUCCGCUCCCCGACCAAGAUUCCCACCCCCGUUUCACAAUCAGCGAUGACGGGAAUCUGCGGCUUCUCGAUGGCGCAAGAAAUAACACCAAAUGGUCGACAAACGUGUCCGGUCCCCCCGGAAAUUACGCGGCGGAGGCGCAACUGAAAGACACGGGAAACCUUAUUCUGAAGCAGGGGAAUUCCACUGUUUGGGAGAGCUUUGAUGACGGCGGGGAUACAUUGAUGCCGGAGAUGAGACUAAAGGUGAACAUGAGAACCGGAAAACGGAGCAUUCUUCAGUCUUGGACCAGCAGAGAUGAUCCCCGGCCGGGGAAAUUCUCAGUUGGAUUGGAUCCCACCGGGGCUCCCCAAAUCUUUCUUUGGAGAAAACAGUUUUCUGUUAGUAAACAGGUCCAAAAUGUUCCUUAUCUUAGGAGCAAUGUGUUCCAGUUUGGAUUUUCUCAACAUGUUUAUGUUCCAAAUCUGGGAUAUUCAGUGUACUUCACUUUUGGUGUACAAUUUGAUGAGGUUUAUUUCAGCUAUAUGUACGAUGACGAUUCGGCCCCAAUAAGGCUCUUGUUGAGCUAUGAUGGGCAUAUUCAAAUUCUGUUCAAGCCACGGACAAGUAACAAAUGGGAGAAUGUGUUGCAGUUUCAGUUUCCAGGGUCCAAUAGUCAGUGUGAAAUGUAUGGGAGCUGUGGUUCAUUUGGAAGCUGUGGGAGAAUUGGUUCGAGUUCGGUUUGUAGUUGCUUGGAAGGGUUUAGGCCGAAAUCGGAGAAAGAUUGGGGAAAUGGGAAUUAUAGUGGAGGGUGUGUGAGGAGAAUAGGAUUGGAAUGCAAUGGAGAUGAGAGGUUUAAGAGGCUUGAGUGGAUGAAAUGGCCUGACCAUCCAAUUUCAAUGGGGAAUGUGACAUUUUCGGAAUGUGAAGCUCAGUGUUUCAGGAACUGCUCCUGCACUGCUUUUGCUUACACCAAUAUUAGUUUCACUGUCAAUUGUAUAAACUGGUUUGGGGACUUGGUUGAUUUGGGUCAUAACAAUUCAGCUGCCAUUAAUGAUCUCCAUCUUCGAGUUCAUGCCUCUGAGCUAAAUGGAAUUGGUGGAAUUGAAAAUUCAGUUCACAAAAGCAAUAGUCCAGUGCAUGUUGCAGUAAUAGUAGUUUCUUUGGUCUUUGCACUCUUUCUUAUUAUUAGUGUUUUGGCUUGUAUCCUCAUCAAACGGAAAUACUUUACAAAAAAAGAUUGGGUAAUGGCUAGCUCAAAGUCAAAUGCAUUUCUGGUUGGAAAAGGAGAUGGAGAGUUGCUGCAACUGAGUUUGGAGAGAAUAUUAAAUGCUACAAACAACUUCGAUGAAGCAAACCAGCUUGGAGAGGGUGGAUUCGGUCCAGUAUAUAAGGGAUUUUUAUCAGAAUUUGGGAUGGUAGCCAUCAAAAGGCUAUGUAAGCGAUCAUCACAAGGUUUAGAAGAGUUCAUGAAUGAGUUGAAGCUAAUUGCAAAACUACAGCAUAAAAAUCUGGUUAAUCUAUUGGGUUGUUGCAUUGAAGAUGAUGAAAAAAUACUAAUUUACGAGUACCUGCCAAACCGAAGUUUGGACAAAUCGUUAUUUGUUGAGAAAGAUAAUUUGGACUGGGAUACACGUAUUCAAAUAAUAGAGGGAGUUGCUCAAGGAAUUCUUUAUCUUCACAAAUAUUCGAGAUUAAAAGUCAUUCAUAGAGAUUUAAAAGCAAGCAACAUUUUACUUGAUGAAGAAAUGAAACCAAAAGUUUCAGAUUUCGGGAUGGCAAGAAUUUUUGGCCUUGACCAAACUCAAGCAGAAACAAAUCGUGUGGUUGGAACAUACGGCUAUAUUUCACCGGAAUAUGUAUUACAUGGACAAUUUUCUGAGAAAUCUGAUGUGUUCAGUUUCGGGGUACUAUUGUUAGAAAUUGUUAAUGGUCGGAAGAAUUCUGAAUUUUUUCACUCUCAACUUUCAGUCUCCCUCAUUGGAUGGGCAUGGGAAAAUUGGAAAAAAGGACAAGCACUCGAAUUUGCUGAUCUCGCAAUAAAGGAAUCAUCAUGCGACUCUCUCCAGGUUAUAAGGUGUAUUGAGGUGGGACUUUUAUGCGUUCAAACAAUCCCAACAGAUAGACCAACAAUGUUUGAUGUGGUUCUAAUGUUGAGCAACCCUACAUUAGCAAUUCCACUGCCUAAAGAGCCAGCUUUUGUGAUUACCAACCAUUCCACUACCACUGUUUCUAUGUGUUACACAGAAUCAAGUGAUUGUUAUUCCAAAAAUGAGGUUACAAUUAGUGUUAUUGAACCUCGUUAAAAAUCUCAUAUUUUGUAUAAAUAAUUUAUUUUCAUUUUAGAUGUUAGACUAGUGUAUAAUAAAUUCUCAAUAUGAAUUUUUAUUGAAAAGAUAUUUGUAUUAUAGUUGUGAUUAUUCUUAUUCCAAAAACAAGGUUACAAUUAGUGUAAUUGUGUCUUGUUUAAA